AUGACGAACAUUAAUCAACCGAGAGAGCGCAUAAAUUUUUUUGUAACUCAUGUACGCACCAAUGGUCCGUGGUUACAAAUAUGUGGACAAAUGGAUCGCAACAAUGCACGUGAAGUGGAAAGGUUGAUAUCGAUUCUUAAAGAUGGUUUUGAUCGAGGAAUCGGUAAAACUACUACACAAAAUAUCCAUUCCAACAUAUGCUGUGCUUAUCAUGAAGACAAUUAUUACCGUGCAAAAAUAAUUAAAGUUGAAUCCGAUGUAAAAAUUUACGUCGAAUUUAUCGAUUAUGGUAACAGUGAAUACGUUCACAUAUCGCAAAUACGAUUACUUGAAACAACAAAUGAAGGUUUGAAACUACAAUCUAUUCCGUCAUUAAUGAUCGAAUUUCCCUUAACGACAGUUAUGCCUAUUAAUAAUAUGUGGAGUCGGGCUAUUAUUGACGUUAUUAAUAAUUUGUUGAGAUAUCAUGAGUUUCCGGUUGAAAUAUUUGAUUAUGGUAAUCAACAAAAAUUUACAUUAUAUUACAAUGGACGAGAUUUUGCUGAGUAUUUGGUAACUAAUCAAAUGGCUUUGAUGACGCCGACAGCUCAUGAGAUCAGGCCUACCAAGGACAUACAAAUGAUUAGACAGCAGCACCAACUUCAGCAACAGCAGCAGCAGCAACAACAACAACAACAACAACAACAUCAACAAUCACAAUAUCAUUCACCACAACUUCAGCAACCCCAACUUCAACCACCACAGCUUCAGCAACCCCAACUUCAACCACCAUCAUUUCAUCCAGCAAAUCCGAUGUAUCGGCCAGGACCAGCACCUACACCAGUGCUUUGUGAACCUCAUGGAGUGAAUAUGACUAUCAACGAUAAUUUUCAAAUGAAAUUACGACAGCCAAGGUCAAUUCCAUCUAACAAACCUCUUCAAGAAAAUUGGCGACGACCUUAUCCAUCUACUGUUCAACAAAUGAGACCACCAACAUCAAUUUCACCUCGCUCACAAGAUUCAGCUGCCUUCAAAUCACGUAAUUUAGAACGUGAUACAAGACAUCAAGUGCUUGUAUCAGAUGUCGAAGAUGGUCCCCUUAAAUUUAAUGUCCAACUACAGAGUUGUGCUCAAGAACUUGAUACUUUGUCGAGAAAUAUAAAUAGUAUUCCGCUGAAACCGCUGUCAGAACCACCAAUUCACGGUGCUGCGUGUCUUGCACUCAAUUCCAAGACCAACCGAAUACGUCGUGCUGUUGUUUCGACUGUUAUCAACACAUAUAAAGUUAAGGUAUGGUACUGUGAUUAUGGCGACCAAGAAAUCUUACCACAUUCUAGUAUUUAUGAAAUACCACCAAAUUACUCGAAUCCACAAGCGUUGUCGGUAAUAUUUACUUUGAGUGGCGUACGUGAAUUAAAUGUUACACCAGAAAUGAAACAAUAUUUCAAGGAUUUGGUACUCGGCAAGACUUUAACAUUAGUCGUGAUGCCACGUGAAGAUUCGCCACUGAUGCACUACGGAAAUUUAUUUAUUGAUGACAAGAAUGUUUUGGAAAUGAUACUAGAAGCUUUUCCAGACUCUACAAUAAAGUUUCUUGAAGCUCCUUAUUUGACAUCUGGCACACGCGAAAAUGUUCAGGUGUCUUACGUCGAUUCCUGUAGUAAAUUUUUUGUACAAUUGAAUAAAAAUGUAUUGGAUAUGGAAUCUUUAGCAAAUACUUUGACAGAAUGUGUUAAAAUAGCACCGCCGAUUAAAGCAGCGAACAUAAAAGUGGGAUUAAAAUGUCUAGCUCAUAGUAGCGCUGAUUCUGAAUGGUACCGAGCGGAAGUUAUAAAAGUUGUUGAUAAUUACGUUACAGUCCAUUACGUUGAUUAUGGCAAUGAUGAAACGAUUCCAUGUAAUGCUAUUCGUUCAAUUCGCAGUGAAGAACUCACGAAGAUACCAAUUCAAGCCUUACAGUGUAUCCUUAAUGGCUUCGAGUUCGUACCCUACAAUCCAGAAGUUGAUGAUAAAUUUGAGGCCUACGUCUUGGAUAAACCUCUGGUGAUGGCUGUCUUGGAUGUUAAACCUUCAGGAUUUAUAGUCGAUCUUUAUGACUCCAACGUUAAACCGAUUGCAAAUAUAUCGGCUAAACUGAGAAAUGGUACUUUGGAAGUACCCACUUCAGCACCCGUCAGUCAACCUCAAUCAGCAAGCACAGGUUCAACUCAGUAUCAAGAUGAUGUCAGUGAUGCUUCAAAGAGAAGUUUCCGCGAAAGAAGCGAAGAAAACGACAGCAGUACAUCCAAGAAUCAUAACGACUCUUACCCACAGUCACACGAUAAUUCUUCAUUCGAAAACACUCGAGCUAAGAAUUGGAAAAAUGCUGAAAAUGAAGACAAACGCUACAACAGUCGUGAACCAAAGUCAACGAGUCGUGAUUGGUCAGGCCAUUGUGAUAGAAGCAAUAGAGAUUAUUCACGAAACGACCGACCUGCUCCACGCUAUGACAGAAACGAUAUCAACGAUAGGUUUGAUAAUGACAACAACAUGAAUGGCCGUCGAGAUCGUAGUAGUGGACGUGGACGUAUAAGCUCGGGUAGUCGAGACAGAUUCGAUCGUAAUAAUACAGGAGACACCUCAUGGAGUGAUAAAGAUUCAAAUGCAUCGUCACGAGGGAGUGGUAGACGUGGCAGACGACCAGAUAGAGGUGGACCACGUGGAGGGUCAUUCCAGAGCAGAGGUCCAGGGAGAGGCAGCAGCAUCAACGGCGGAAUAACUGGAGCUCGUCGAGACAGACCACGAAGUACUAGCAACGACAACGAGAAUGAUUUCGAAAGAAAUCUCAAAUCCAAUAAUCGAUCUAAUGAUUUUAAUAAUUACACUUCAUCUGACAAUGCACGAUUCAAGCAAAAUAAUCAAAGAUACAAUGAUCAGCGCAAUGACCGAAAUAAAAAGAGUGAAAUUGAUGUUUGGGAUCCGGUAACUACAGUUGCUAGUACUGAGGAGUGUUCACCAGCUGGCUAUUCCUCGUCAUUAUUAUCAUCAUCACUGGCAUCAUCAUCAAUAGUUCAAAUUACCCCACCUAAUAUUACUCUUGGUGCUAUAAAACAUUGUGAAAUUGUAUUUAUAACUAGUCCUACAGAUUUUCACGUGCAACUAAGCCCUGAUAAUUCAGAAUUAGAUCCUGUUAUGAAUAAAAUCGCACAAAUUUAUGAGACUGGGGGUAAUAAUUUGUCUGAGGCGAAUGCCAAAGUUGGUACGAGUUGUGUUGCUCAGUACUCAGAAGAUUUAAAAUGGUAUCGUGCUGUAAUUCAAUCAAUUGAACCAUUUGGAGUUACCGUAAGAUUCGUAGACUACGGAAAUGUUGAAUCUGUGACCUUUGAUAAGAUGAAAGAACUUGAUGUUGAACUUGCUAAAUUACCAGUUCAAGCUAUCAACUGUAAGCUGCUCGCUGCAUCAAAAACUGUAUGGGACACCAACGAAAUUAACGAAUUUACUUCACUUGUAGAGUUGAAGUCACUUGAAGCUGAAUUUGUUGCUGAAGAAAAUAAUGUUUAUGAAGUUCUUGUCCGUGAAGUUGUGGAUAAUGAAACUUUUGGGCCGUAUUUAAAUGAGCGAUUUUCCAAUGGUGCUGAUUUAAUGCAAGCCAAAGAAGUUGCUAAAAAUAAAAAUCGAUCUAGUCGCGAUGGAAAAUUGAUUACUCACGCAGCAACAGAUAACUAUGCACCGUUAGAACAAACAUGGAUUGAACCUCGUAUAAACUUACCGAUGGAAGAAGGUGUUAUUGUCACAUGGCUAAUUGACCCAGAUAAUUUUUACUGUCAACUUCUUGGUAAGUCAAAAGAUUUCCGAUCAAUGAUGAAUGAAAUGCAAAAGAUCUACUCUAAACGACAGCCUGCUCGAGAUAAGAUUGCCGUUGGUUCGACGGUCAUAGCUGUUUUCGCUGAUGAUGGGGCAUUUUAUCGAGCUGAAGUUCUUCAAACUAUGUCUGAUACUUUUGUUGUUCGCUACGUUGACUUUGGAAAUACAGCUACAGUAAAAUCAUCCGAGAUCUAUCGUGUCGAUAAAAAAUUAAUGGAUUUACCGAAGCAAGCUGUGUGCUGUAGCUUGAAAAACGUUAUGCCUCCAGGAGGUAGCUGGUCAAAAUCAAUCCAUGAUGACAUCGAUCGUCUCUUUAAUGUUGAAAAUCUUCGAUGCAACUUUCUGCAAGAAAGCAAUAACAAGUACUUGGUUUCCUUGACACACGACGGUCAAGAUUUGGCUGAUAUCUUGGUGCAAAAAGGCUUGGCUGCUUCACCAAAUUCUCAUGAAGCAGAAGAGAAUGUCGAUAGCAAUCAUCAUUUGUCACAAAUAGACAUAAGCUAUUUACGUGGACAGAUCUUACGAGUUAAAAUAUCAAAAGUCGAAAGUGUAAACAAGUUUUACAUACAAUUACCAUCUGCAGCAGCUAGUGAAAAAAUAAUUGAUAAUUAUAUGGCUAAUCAAGAUCAAAAGGUGAUGCCAAAACUGUUAUCAAAUGAGGUGUGCCUUGGAGCGGGUUGUCUUGUUCAUACAGAGAAAGGAUGGAGACGAGCUGUUGUCGUAAAUUUUAUUACACAAACAACAAAUUAUGACGUGAGGUUCAUUGAUACUGGAGAAAUCGAUGUGGUCCCACUGGAUUGUAUGUUGGCGUUGUCAGGAGAACUUUCUAUCAUGCAAAAACAGGCUGUUGAAUGCAGUUUAGCUAAUGCUGUUUCAUCUUCAACUGACAAUACUUUCAGGAAUCUAGUUGAGAAUAAAGAAGUUAUUAUUCGUGUCAAUGAAGUUAAUUAUAACCGGCUUGUUGUGGAUGUAUUUGAUGAAAGUGGUAAGAAGAUAAAACUUCAAAAUGAAGCAGAUGAAAGUAUCAGUCCCAUAUGCCCUAUGCCAAUAUUUUUCCACCAACAUCAAGUUGCUGUUUCGCAUGUAAAUAACUUGAAAAGUAUUUGGUUGAAACGAGAUGCUGAUCAAGAUACUGACGCAGCUCUUCUCAAUGAUCUUUUUGAGUACUACUCUACGUCUGGACAACAAUUGGAUAUUGAAAUCAACAAGUUCUGUGCAGCUCAAUGUUCCGAUGGUAAUUGGUAUCGUGCAAAAAUCGUUACUAAAACGGGCUCGGGAGCAGUUGUGCUUUACAUCGACUACGGUAAUACUGAAGAAGUUUCUUUGGAUAAAUUAAAAGAAUUAGAACGAAAUUUCUUUAAGAAUUCUCAACUGGCAAUUGAAGUAAGACUGACCUUUAAUCUUGGAGGUGGAACAAAGGAGCAAGAAAUUCUGAGUACUUACGUAUUGAACCAAUCAUUCAACGCAACACUGCAAUUAAAUGCUAAUAAUGACUGGGUGGCGUCAUUAAAUUUGAAAUCAGGCCAGCCGCUGGAAGACCAAUUGCGUGAAUUAGGGCUCCUGGAAUAUGGUGAGAGUCAAGCAAUUGAAGUUACCAAAGAAGCAACGCUUCCAGUUAUUGAUGAACCCGAAGACUUAAUCAUUGGAGGUAAAUUUAAAGUUGUUGUUGCUCAUGUAGAAAACCCAACACAGUUUUGGAUUCAAAGACGAAAUGAUUUACCUGCUCUCGAACAACUCGAGACAAAAUUACAAGACGAUGCUUUGAAUUAUCUACCAAUUGAAGGUGUUCCUGAAGAAAAUCUUAUUUGUGUAGCUCUUGACACUGCAAACUCUCUGUGGAACAGAGCAGAGGUUAUAGUAGCUGACACAGAAAUGGUUACAGUUCGCUACAUCGACUACGGAAACACGGAUGUGUUACUUGACAUGAGCAAGAUUAAACAGCUUCCAGAUUCGAUGAAGUCAAUAAAAUGGUACGCUACAAAAUGCCGAUUGGAUCUAAUUCCAAUAGAUUGCGAAGAUUGGAAUGAAAAUGCUAUUAAUUAUUUUGCAGACAAAACUGUAGAAAAUGAGAACUUAACUGCCAUUGUUAUAGCUGAUGGUAGUUCAAAGCGUAUUGAUCUUAUUGACGAUAAUGGCAGUAUUACCAAAAUGCUAGUCAAUGAGAACUUAGCAAAACAGAUUCAAGCUCAUGAAGAUGUUAUCGAUGAAGUAGUUGAAAAUGUUCUCGACCCACGAUCAGCUUUUAUCUGCCAUAUUAAUUCUCCUGAUGAAUUUUGGGUGCAAGAAGAAAAAUCAGUAGCUGAUUUAGAGCACAUCGCAGACCGUUUUCUUGUUGCUGAUAUGUUUCCUAAAGUUACUCAAGUUGUACCAGGAGAACUCUGUGUUGCCAAAUUUCCUGACGACAAUUCAUGGUAUCGCGCACGAAUUAUUUCACAUGGUUCAUCGGGAACAAAUGUCUUUUACAUUGAUUAUGGAAAUUCCGCGGUAUCGACUGAAAUUCGAGUGAUUCCAGAUGACGUAAAAAAUAUACCACCAUUAUCACGUAAAUCUCGUUUACCAUUACCACCAGGUAUCGAGAAAUGGUCUGAAGCAGCACGUGAGGAGUUCAUUAAGAUGGCUGAUGAUGGAGCAACAAUAUUUUUCCUGGAUGUUAUUGAAGAAGGAGAAACUUCUACAGUCAAGCUUACUCUUAAUGGUGAAAAUAUUGUUAACUCACUAGAAAAAUUUUGUGAAAAAAAAAUUGCAAUAGAAAGUUCAGCCGAAGUUAAUCCUGAAACUGACAAUUCUAUUAAUAAAGUGUUUGUCAGUCACGUCAAUUCACCAUAUGACUUCUACGUUCAAGAGCAAAAACACACAUCGGAUUUAGAUAUAAUGACUGAACGAUUGACAACUGCUGACACGUUUUUGCCACUUGAUGAAAUUAAAGAAGAACUUUUGUGUGUCGCUCAGUUUCCCGAAGAUUCUGCAUGGUAUCGAGCACGAGUAUUGUCACAUGGGAAUGAAGGCACACAAGUUAUCUACAUUGAUUAUGGAAAUACGGCAGUAACUACAGAGCUUCGCAAAAUUCCAAAUGAUUUAGAAACACUACCACCUUUAUCGCGGCAUUGUCGUCUAGCUUCACCUGCAAAUGUUGAGUGGUCUUGUGAAGCUUAUCAAGAGUUUAUUAAACUUGUUGAUGAUGGUAACAGUGAGUUCAUAAUGAUGAUAAAAGAUGAAACUGAUGAAAUAUCGACAGUUCAGCUUAUUUUUAAUGGCGAAGAUGUUACUGAAAAAUUAAAUCAGUAUUGUAAGAAACCAGUACCUGUAAUUGAAGAAAGACUGCCUCCACUAGGUGAAGAAACUUCUCUAAAUGUCAUGAUAAGUCAUGUCAUUUCGCCAUCCGAAUUUUGGAUUCAAGCUGAAAAUAAAAUUUCAGAACUUGAAUUGAUGGCCGAAAGCCUAAAUGAUGCUGAGAAUUUCUCACCUUUAGAAGCGCCUAUCGACGGAGUCAUUUGUGUUGCUAAAUUUCCAGAAGAUAGUUUGUGGUACCGCGCUAAAAUUCUAACUUAUAAUGAAGCUAUUAAUGAUAUAGAAGUAUCUUUUAUUGAUUACGGUAAUUCGUCUUUAACAAGUGAGAUUCGUCAACUUCCAGAGGAUUUGGCUAAAAUUCCUCCUUUGUCGAAAUUUUGUUCAUUGAAGAUGCCAGACGAUAUUGAAUGUUGGUCUCUAGAAGCUUGCGAAAAGUUCAUUGAACUCAUAUCAGAUGGACAGACGAUGUUCGAGUACAAAGAACUCUACGGAAACGGUCCAAGCUACGUUGAUCUCAUAUACAACGGACAAGACGUUGUAGAAAUACUUGCUUCAUUGUAUUCAAAAAAGAUUAGUUCAACUACGGCUGUUGAUCAGAAAGUAAUUUCUGAAAAUAUUGAGUAUAAAAUCGAACAACAUUCAAUAUGUGAAAAUAUUAAAGUGGAAAAAGAAUUAAACUCACACACGUAUGAAAAAGAUUGUGAAAGUAAUUUUUCAAGUAGUACGUCUGGUGUUGAUGUGUUAACGAAUUCAGAUAAUUCACACGAUAGCAAUCCGUUUGAAAAAGUUGAAACUUCAGAAAUUGUUAAUAGUACAUUAAAGCAAUCUGAUGCAACUGUUGAUGAUUCAUCAGCCGUUGGCGAUACUUUGAUCAUCGAUUCUAAUUGGACAGCUACUGAAAACAUCGAUAAAGCUUCAGUUAGUGUUGAUGAAACUCUCCCUGAACAACAGACUGUAAUCGAAUUAACACCUAAUCUUUCAUCAGAUAUAAGUUCAGAGAAAAUGAACAUAAAACUAUCAAUUUCUGAAAUCGAAACAUUACCUGUUGAACAAGCUGAAUUGACUACUGCUGAGUCAAUUACUACUGAGUUAUCGAGCACUCAGAUUAAGACCUCUACUUUUGAUGUCACUCUGAAAGAGAGUUCAAAUAUUAAUACUAAAUAUGAAGUUACUAUGGUUGAUACUACUGUAGAGACAUUUGUUGAAAAAGAAAAAACAGUCAGUUCUGAAAUAAAAAUACCGGCAAACGAUGUAUCAAUUGUAGAACCAGAACUAAAAACUACCCCAGCUGAUAUAAAUGUUGAUGACGUAAUUGAAAUCGAAGACUCGAUAAUUAUUGAAGAAAAAUUAACUCCGGUUGAAUUAAUUGUAGAUGAAGAACAGAAUAUAAUUACUAUAGAAGAUGAAAUAUCUCCCCGUGAUAUCGUAGUUGAGGAGCAAGAUUCUGUUAUCAUUAUUGAAGACGAAAUCAGUCAUGCAGAAUUAUUAAAUGAACCAAUUGUCACAGAGAAAAAAAAGACAGUAACUGUAUCUGAUGGUUUGGUUGUUGACGAAAAUGAGAUGAGUGCUCAACAAGAAAUCAUAACUCCGGAUAGUUCAAUACCUCCGUCACCGAUUGGAGACAUGCCAAGGUAUGGACGACGUAAUUCAACGCCCCAUGAGGACAAAAUAGUUCCGGGUAGCAUCAAUAAAGGUAUUGAACUAAACACCGACGAAGAAACGAUUGAAGUCGAAACGAUUGAAAAAUCUUCGGUUUAA
This is a messenger RNA of Cotesia congregata, 8868 nucleotides long. Lineage: Eukaryota; Metazoa; Arthropoda; Insecta; Hymenoptera; Braconidae. The record is from the annotation of a GenBank genome assembly.